Symphalangus syndactylus (siamang) is the source of this 9134-nucleotide messenger RNA. It is a transcript of the gene FHDC1, whose product is annotated as FH2 domain containing 1. The record is from RefSeq and is a predicted model, not a curated record. Lineage: Eukaryota; Metazoa; Chordata; Mammalia; Primates; Hylobatidae.
CUUCAUACUAGGUACAUUGCAAAGUGUGCAAGAUGCUUGCCUUUCUAUCCACUGACCUUUAACUUGCAGUAUUCUGCAAAAGAAAUCAGUGUACAGAAGAUACAGGGGGUUAAGGAACAAUUUAAAUGUUACCAAGAAGAAUCAAUUGGACAAAUCCAGAAUCUGAGACAUUCUACAACAUACUUGGUUUAGUCUCUUCAAAAAGUCCAUCACUUUUUGAAGAAAGUGAAAUUUCUUUUUCUUUUCAAAAGAAAAAAAAUUAGUAAUACUGUUAGAAAACAAAAGAUUUGAGAUCAUAAUUCACAAAAAGUAGCUAUAUAAGACAUUUGGAGGAAAAACUGAGUCACUUGAGUGUAUUUGACACUGGUAGGAACUUAUGUUUUUUUAGGUAUGAUAUUAUAUUGUGGUAAUAUAGGGGAACAGCUUUAUUAGGAAUGCAUGCCUAAACUACUUAAAGCCAAAGUGGCAUGAUGUCUGCAGUUUGCCUUUAAAUGGCUCAGCAAAAAUACAUACAUUCAUAUGUAAUCACAUAUAUGGAGAGAAAGCUGGAAGAGAAAAAGGAGAGAAAGAUGUCAAAGUAAAUAUGGCAAAAUGUUAGCAAUUGCUGAAAGAAGUGGGUGGAUAUGUGGGGUUCCAAGGUACUAGUCUUUUACAUUUUCUUUUUAAAAGUGUUUUUCAUAAUAAUAUUUUAAAAAAAAAGGAUAUUUGGUCCAGAAAGGCAGCAGGACCCACCAAAUCUUUCCUCUUGCACCAGGGUUGCAAUCAGAGGCUUUUUUGGGUAUAGACAGUGGCACCACUUGCUCCACUCCUACAGAUACUAGAAUUUCUCCUCUAGCAUGGGAGAUAAAUUGAUUUGUAUUUGGAAACAGAAAUUCAGGUAAGCAUAAAGUUGAGCAAUUUGUCAGUAAAGAGUACAGGACAAGUGAAGAGGCAGAAAUUAGGAUAUGACUAUGUAAAAAAGAUUCCAUAUAGGAAAACAUGCAUUCACUAAACUAGACCUUUUUCUCUUGUUUUUCUCCUCAGCUCAUUUCCAAAUUGAAGCUUUUCAAAAAAAUUGCUAUAUUUACUACAGGUAUGUGCCACCAUGCCCAACUAAUUUUUGUAUUUUUUGUAGAGACGGGUUUCGCCAUGUUGCCCAGGCUGGGCUCAAACUCCUGGGCUCAAGCGAUCCUCUCGCCUCAGCCUCCCAAAGUGCUGGAUUACAGGUAUGAGCCACUGUUCCUGGCCCCAGAUUGAUACUUUCUGAAUAGCUAUUUGAAAGUUCAAGGGAAGUUAAAUUCAAAAACAAAACACUAACUUUCUUUUAGCCUAAUAAGGAUGGUUUUUUUCUGUCUCAAUUUUUUUGCCCUCUUGUAAAUAAGCAUAUACUACUAUUCUGUACUACUAUAGAUUUUUUUAAAUGAAGCUGCUUAGAGCUUUAUUUACUAUAACAACUUGAGACUGCUUAAAAAUAAGUAUUUAUACACUGGUAAUUUUUAAUAAUGGUUAUUUCCAAUCCAAAAAUAUAUUUUAUGAGAUGGCCAUGUUUUCCCUAAUUCACACUUCUAAAAUUAAUAAAAUUGCUGAACUCUUUAAAGCAUUCCUCAAAUAAGUAACGGAUAUUUAUUUAUAUUGUUCUCAAAUUCUCUUUUUCCUAUUCCCCCACCCCAUCUCAGAUAAGAACAAAGAAAAUACUAUGGAUUAAAAUUUUCUGACUAGUUUAUAUCAAUAACAGAAGUAGCAAAAAGCCCAGGCAAUGUUUGGAGAAUUGAGUUUUAACCAUGGCAAUGGUUACUAUAUAAUCACUAGUACUAUCAAGUGAGUUAAAAACAAAAAAAUGUAAGUUUAAACAGUCAUGAGUAUUUGCUGAAUGACUGGUCAACUUGCCUGUGUUGACUUUCAUUCGCCACCUGAUUCCACUAACACCGUGAAGAGGGUCACAUGAUUCCUGAAGUGGGCACUAACAAUUUCUUUUUUCUCAAAAUUUUGUUUCUCUGAAAAGGUUCACCAUAUUUUCUCUGCGAAGCUUAGUUAGCAUUUUUCUCCAAUGAAGCCAGCCAUAAAAUGAGGAAAAAAAAUUCGUUAGAAAUAGCAAAUGAACAGCCAUGUCUAAUGACCAAAUUUUGUGUGUGUCUAUAAGAGACCUUGCCUAAACUCACAAGGGAAAAGCAAGUAUUAAAGCUUCAUAGUAGGCUGUGGCCCUAACUUGCCCCUUUGUUCUUUUAAAAAAAAUACAAUGACAUACUAAGAGGCUGUUGUGCUGUCUUCGAGUUUUCAAGCUUUUGGAGUCACUAUUUAUGCUUAUGACUAGAGCAAUGAAAACAAGUCUUUUUUCCCCAAACACAAGUAGCUUCAGUCCAAGCCACUCCAGACUUCCUUGCCAGUGACCUCAACACUGACCUUGAUUUAUUCUAGGAAGAACUCUGCCCGUUUAGUUCUUUUAGCUCAUUUUUAUGUGAAUUCCCAUUCACUAGUAGUGAACUAACUUCAACAAUUUCAUUUCUAGUCUGCUGACUUUUCAUUAUUAUGGUUUUGUUUUUCCUUACAGUAGCCUCUUUGGAAUCCUAUACACCUAGCUUAUGGAAACGCUUUAGCCCAAGCCAUGACAGAGCCAGGUUUGGAAGAGGACAGUUGCCCUUUAUUCUGGCGGCAGAUAGCAGGUGAAAAAGUGCUACACAAGUUUGAUGUUUGUGUCUUCUUCUCUAAGGCCAAGAAAUUAUCUCCAUAGGAGGCAACAGUACUAUGCAUGUUAUGAAUUGUGUCUCCUUGGUCAGUGAUAAAGAAAAUGGGAAUAUUGCCACAGCACCUGGAUUCAUGAUUGGGCAGACACCGCCUCCAGCACCUCCUCCACCUCCUCCUCCACCCCCUCCAUCUCCACCAUGUUCAUGUUCAAGGGAAGAGUGUCCUUCCUCCCCUCCUCCACCCCCACCACCUCCACUUCCUGGGGAGUCUCCCAUCCCACCUCCCCCACCAGGCCUACCCCCAACUACUCACAUGAACGGCUACAGCCACCUUGGUAAGAAAAAGCGGAUGAGAAGCUUUUUUUGGAAAACUAUUCCGGAGGAGCAAGUUCGGGGCAAAACCAACAUCUGGACCUUGGCAGCCAGGCAGGAGCAUCACUACCAAAUUGAUACAAAGACCAUAGAGGAGCUCUUUGGGCAGCAGGAAGACACCACCAAGUCUUCCCUUCCUAGGAGAGGAAGACCUUUAAAUUCAUCCUUCAGAGAAGCUCGAGAAGAGAUUACUAUUUUGGACGCAAAACGGAGCAUGAACAUUGGGAUAUUUCUUAAGCAAUUUAAGAAGUCUCCUCGGUCCAUUGUAGAAGACAUUCAUCAAGGAAGAAGUGAGCAUUAUGGAUCAGAGACCUUACGAGAAUUUCUUAAGUUUUUGCCAGAGUCAGAAGAGGUAAAGAAGUUAAAAGCGUUUAGUGGCGAUGUGUCCAAGCUGUCUCUGGCAGAUUCGUUUCUGUACGGCUUAAUUCAGGUGCCAAACUAUUCACUUCGGAUUGAAGCCAUGGUGCUAAAGAAGGAAUUUCUACCUUCUUGCUCUUCUCUAUAUACAGAUAUAACAGUUUUAAGAGCUGCUAUAAAAGAACUGAUGUCAUGUGAAGAGCUACAUUCAAUAUUACACCUGGUGCUCCAGGCUGGGAAUAUCAUGAAUGCAGGAGGGUAUGCCGGCAAUGCAGUAGGAUUUAAACUGUCUUCUUUGCUCAAAUUGGCAGACACAAAAGCAAACAAACCUGGGAUGAAUCUCCUGCACUUUGUUGCACAGGAAGCCCAAAAGAAAGAUACCAUUCUUCUAAACUUUUCAGAAAAAUUGGAUCAUGUUCAGAAGACUGCUAGAUUAUCUCUGGAGAACACAGAGGCAGAACUGCACUUGCUGUUUGUCAGGACAAAAUCACUAAAAGAAAAUAUCCAGCGGGAUGGUGAACUUUGUCAGCAAAUGGAAGAUUUUCUUCAGUUUGCCAUAGAAAAGCUGAGGGAACUGGAAUGCUGGAAACAAGAGCUCCAGGACGAGGCCUACACCCUUAUAGAUUUUUUCUGUGAAGACAAAAAAACCAUGAAACUGGAUGAAUGCUUUCAGAUAUUUAGAGAUUUCUGUACCAAAUUCAACAAAGCAGUUAAGGACAACCACGACCGGAAGGAGCAGGAGCUGAGGCAGCUGCAGAGGCUGAAGGAGCAGGAGAAGAAGCAGCGCUCCUGGGCAACUGGGGAGCUGGGAGCAUUUGGCCGGAGCAGCAGUGAGAAUGAUGUGGAGCUGCUGACCAAGAAGGGUGCAGAGGGCCUGCUCCCUUUCCUGCACCCCAGGCCCAUCAGCCCCUCCAGCCCCUCCUAUCGGCCCCCGAACACCCGCCGCUCCCGCCUCUCCCUGGGUCCCUCUGCUGACCGGGAGCUGCUGACCUUCUUGGAGAGCUCCACCGGCAGCCCUGAGGAGCCCAAUAAGUUCCACAGCCUGCCCCGGAGCAGCCCCCGGCAGGCCCGGCCCACGAUAGCCUGCCUGGAGCCUGCAGAAGUGAGACACCAGGACUCCAGCUUUGCACACAAACCUCAGGCCUCGGGGGGCCAGGAGGAGGCCCCCAACCCACCCUCAGCACGGGUGCACCAGCUUCCAGCUGCCCAGCCUGAGGACCCUGCCUCUGCCUUCCCCAGAGCUCGGCGCCAGGGCGUCAGUGUCCUCCGAAAGAGGUACAGUGAGCCGGUGAGCCUGGGCUCAGCACAAUCCCCUCCUCUCUCGCCAUUGGCUCUGGGAAUUAAGGAGCAUGAGCUGGUGACAGGGCUAGCCCAGUUCAACCUCCAGGGUUCCCAGAGCAUGGAGACCUCCCAGCUGACUUUGAGUGACUUCAGCCCGAUGGAGCUAGAGUCUGUGGGGCAUGGGGGCCCACAGUCCCUCAGUGCCAGCAGCAGCAGCCUGACACCCAUGGGCAGAGAUGCCCUGGGGAGUCUCAGCCCAGCCCUGGAGGACGGCAAGGCUGCCCCUGAUGAGCCUGGAAGUGCGGCUUUAGGAUCUGUGGGUAGCAGCGAUCCUGAGAGCAAAGAUCCUAGGCCUCUGUUCUGCAUCUCAGACACCACCGACUGCUCACUGACCCUGGACUGCUCAGAAGGAAGCGACUCCAGACCCAGAGGUGGGGACCCAGAGGAAGGCGGGGAAGGGGAUGGCUCCAUGUCCUCUGGGGUUGGAGAAAUGGGGGACAGCCAAGUCUCCUCCAACCCUACAUCCAGCCCCCCUGGGGAGGCUCCUGCCCCUGUGUCUGUGGAUAGUGAGCCCAGCUGCCAGGGUGGCCCGCCCAGGGACAAACCCACCAAAAGGAAAGAUGUUGUAGCACCAAAGAGAGGCUCCCUGAAAGAGGCGUCUCCUGGGACCUCCAAGCCCGGGAGCGCCCGGCGGAGCCAGGGGGCAGUGGCCAAGCCCGUGCGGACCCUGACCGCGUCGGAGAACGAGAGCAUGCGCAAGGUCAUGCCCAUCACCAAGUCCAGCAGAGGCGCCGGCUGGAGGCGACCAGAGCUGUCAUCCCGGGGGCCCUCCCAGAAUCCCCCCAGCAGCACAGAUACUGUGUGGUCACGCCAGAACUCCGUGCGGAGGGCCUCGGACACGUCGCCCAGGAGGCCCUCCACAGGCGCCGAGGAGCAGAGGCUGCUGCGGGGCAGCAGUGGCUCCGGCAGCACCCGUCCAGGGAGGGACGUCCCUCUGCAGCCCAGGAGUUCUUUCAAGAAGCCCAGUGCCAAACCACUCAGGAACCUCCCCAGACAGAAGCCUGAGGAAAAUAAGACCUGCCGCGCCCACUCCGAGGGCCCUGAGAGUCCCAAAGAAGAGCCGAAGACCCCGCCAGUGCCCAGCGUCCCCCAUGAACUACCCCGUGUCCCGAGCUUUGCCCGGAACACGGUGGCCUCCUCCUCUCGAAGCAUGAGAACAGAUCUUCCUCCCGUGGCCAAAGCCCCCGGCAUCACCCGGACAGUGUCGCAGCGGCAGCUGAGGGUGAAAGGGGACCCCGAGGAUGCUGCUCCCAAGGACAGCGGCACUUUGAGGCGAGCCAGCAGUGCCCGGGCCCCCAAGAAGUGCCCAGAGUCUGCGGAGGGUCCCAGUGCCAACACGGAGGCCCCUCUGAAGGCCAGAGGGGCUGCGGAAAGGGCCUCCCUCCGUCGGAAGGACUCCAGUCGGACCACGCUGGGGGGAAUCCUCAAUCCCUUAUGGAAGUGAUGGGUGUCUGUCCUCUCCUGCCUCCUGGGAUUCAGACGGUGAAGACCGACUUCUGGGACGAGGAUGGGGAAAGAGGCAGCGUGUCUUUGUUACAGAUAAAGCAGCCACUGGUGCCACUGCUACUGACGCUGGGAUGGCACAGUCCAGGAGGCCUGUGAACUGCAGCCUGCUGUGCUGAGCCCUGCUGCAGUCCAGCGUCCAGAUGGAUGCACGUUCACUACUGUGACGGCCACACCUCCCCCAUACACCCCACCCUCCCCCAAAGCCCACAUCCCAAGAAAGAAUAGGAGUGUAAGGUGACAUUCUUAUGAAACAAGUCAAAAAAGUUUUUUUCUGGCCAGUUUUUAUAUAUCAAAGACUUUCUUUUUAAUAUAAAAAUUAGCUAGGUGCAGUGGUUCACGCUUGUAAUCCAGCACUUUGGGAGGCUAAAGUGGGUGGAUUGCUUGAGCCUAGGAGUUCGAGACCAGCCUAGGCAACAUGGAGAAACCCCGUCUCUAUCAGAAAUACAAAAUUUAGCCGAGUGUGGUGGCACAUGCCUGUGGCCCCAGCCACUCUGAACGCUGAGAUGGGAAGAUCACUUGAGCCCAGGACCCCACCACUGCACUGCAGCCUGGGUGACAGAGUGAGACCUUGUCUCAAAACAAAACAAAAAUGAAAUGUUUUAGUUUUUGUUCCUUUUGCAGAGUGAAAUCCCUCCCAGGAAAAAAAUACAUAUAUAUUUUUUUGCGACAGGGUCUUGCUCUGUCUCCCAGACUGGAGUACAGUGGCACAAUCAUAGCUCACUGCAGCUUUGACCUCCCAGACCCAAGUGAUCCUCCCACCUCAGCCUCCCUAGGAGCUGGGACUAUAGGCGUGCACCACCACGCCUGGCUAAUUGUGUUUUUUUUUAAUUUAUCUUUUGUAGAGAUGGGAUCUCAAUAUGUUGCUCAGGCUGAUCUCGAACUCCUGGGCUCAAGUGAUCCUCCCACCUCAGCCUCCCAGAGUGCUGGGAUUACAGGUGUGAGCCACCACACUUGGCCAGUAUAUCCUCAGUAUGAAGAUAUUUGUAUCUUCCUGUGUUCUCUGGCCUCAGAGUUUCACCUGCCCACACACCGUCCGUUGCUGGCAACUGGACUUCCCCACAAGCCUUGGGUAUCCUGUGAUGGGCUGUGUCUCCCUGAAGAUUGUCUGGCUUGCCCACUUCUCUGUGCAUGACUCUGGGUGUGAAUCUGUCUAGGAACAGGAGGGAAAGUUGGACUCAGACAGAAAUCAGAUGCUUUCAUGUAUUCAGGGCACGCAUUGUGAGCAGUGGAGUAUGAGCCUCGGGGUCCUCAUGGUUGCAGGGCAGGCUUCCCUGCAGAUGGGUGGCAGCCCCUGGUAGAAUGCUGGAUUUCUCUGGAAUCUAGAAGUGCCAUAUUUUAGUGGAAAGGCAUCAGGGCUGUUUGACAGCGUGCAUCUUUCCAAUCCCGUGUUCCUCCAUUCGUGUGUCUGUUAUAAGACUGAGUGAAGGCUGCUAUGACCUGUGUUCACUCUGGUUACAAGGAGGUGCAAACCAUUCUGUCUCCCAGCCUUUCUUCUCUCUUUUUGUGCUCCCAGCACUUCCUUCUUUUCUAACAUGGGCCUGGAGAGAGUCUGUCUCUCUCCUUGUCUCUGUCUCUUAAUAAUAGUUUUUAACGUUGACAUCUCCUCCUUGGUACAGUGGUUUUUAAAUCCUGAGAAGAACCAAAUCAAGUUUGCUAAAGCAGACUAAAAGCAUGAAAUUGCUUUCAGAAGAACGUAUAUCAUCAGGAAAAGUUUGGGGGCAGAGUGGGGGAAUCAGGCUUUAUUCAAAAGAAAGAGUUGAAAACAUGGACUUUUUCUACCCAAUGCCCAUUUCACGACUCCUCUGAGACUAAUUGGGAAAUGGGGAAAUUCUUGGAACUUUUUUUUUUAAGAAACUUUUUUUUGUGUGUGUGUUUUUUUUAUUUUAGGUCACUUAUUAGUGAAACCUCAUUUUAGAUCUGACAUUGGUAAAUAGAUGGAUUUAGGCGAAUAUGAUGCGUUUGUGGGGAAUCCACGUGGUUGACCUUAGAGCCUCCCUUCUGCAGACUGUUGCCUUUCAUCUAAGUUAAUUGGAAAUGCUGAGCUUCCAUAAGUCAGCUGAGUUGUAAAGGUAAACAUUAUGGCUGAAGUAGUAAAGCACGACCACAAAACCUCUUGUAAAAACGGCCCUGAGUAGGUAUUUCCGGGGCUCCACAGAGAUGCUUAUGGGAAUCCUGAGCUGCUUUUCACCAUCUCAAGAAGCCUAAGAAGUUGUAUAUUUAAUCAGGUAGACAAAACAGUUCGAAGCAUAAGGUCCAUGGUGGUGGAAAAUGGAUGCAAGUGAGUCUAAGUUUGUGGAUUUGUGGAUAGCAGAGGGGUUGGGACCUCUUGGAGGAACCCUGGGUACCGAGCUCGCAGGCCCUUCCUCUAUCACGGAUGCUGGGUGACUUUGGGAAGUCACUACCUCUUCCCAAGCCUGUUUCCCAUAUCACAGAUGUGGGGCCGUGGCCUCGAUGAUGGUCUCCACGGGUCCUUCCACCUCUAUGAGUCCAAGUCAGGUCAAUCAGCAAGGACCCAUCUCUGCCCUGGAUCAGCUCCUCAGAACCAACCCCCAGCAUCUCUAAAGCAAAAGCCUCACCUCAAGGGCUGUUCAGAAGAGAGCACCUUCAGCAUGAGUUGUUGCUGGAAGAUCUAAUAAGCUGUGUUUCCUGGGAAGUGGUGCUUUACUUAGCCCUGUGGACAACUUCUGUAUGCAUCUGUGUGAGCAGAUGAUCAUUGUAUUACCUUUUAUCGGUAGUAAGCUUGGAAAAAUAAUUUAAGAAUACAAUGGAGAAAUGUAAAUAAGUUUAUGUAAAUUUGUUUAAAAUAAACUGAAUGUAUUUAAAGGUCCAUUUAUAUGUUCUUUUAUGUAACAUGUAGUUUAAUAAAGUUCCUGUUUAUGAGAGUCGUGUUUCAUCUCA